Exophiala viscosa is the source of this 1574-nucleotide messenger RNA. RefSeq lists its product as uncharacterized. The transcript has a single exon. Lineage: Eukaryota; Fungi; Ascomycota; Eurotiomycetes; Chaetothyriales; Herpotrichiellaceae. The record is from RefSeq and is a predicted model, not a curated record. Bases 314 to 1195 code for a protein of 293 amino acids.
CUCGCUAAACAUCCAACCGACCGUUGAGCAGCUGGGGGAUCACCCAUCAAACAGGUUUAUCCUGCACGCUUACCAUAAUCCAAGGGUCCGUGGAACCUCAUCCUUGUUAGUUUGCCGGCUUCGAAACAAAGGAGAACGCAUUUCCGUCUUCAGGAAAUGGGCUUUUGCUAGUGUAAGCGGUUUUGCUGGGAGAUUGCCAUUUUGCAACACCCACGGUAAUGGAAGGGGUCACUUGAAUAUACUGGGGGAAGGAUGACACCCGUCGAGGUCGACUUUGCCUUUCUCGCGGCCCAGUCAAGUCACUCCAGCAAAGAUGUUGUCGAACGUAUCGAUCCGGGUCGUCUUGACCUUCUUGUGUCUUCUCAUCCUACAGCACGGCGCUGUUGCGCAGAGGACGACCACCACAACGAAGAAGACGACAACAACGACGACAUCGGCAUCGACAACCGCGUCGGCGACGACAUCGUCCCUGUCAAAUUCAGCGUCCGCCACGAAUUCUCCAACAAUCACCUCAGCCUCCGGCGCGACAACCAGCGCUCCAGAUGUCUACCUGAACGUACCCACCCUUUCUGUCGGACGCAUUGAGCUCAAUGUCGACGACCUCCAAGCAAACGUCAACUUGAAUGCGCAAGUCGCAUCGCUCGUCACCCUGAAUGCCGGUGUCGCGGUAUCGAUUCAGACAGUGAACCUCACAAUUUCGGAUGUCGACGCAAAUCUCGAAUUGAUCGUCCGACUAGGCAACCUAGUGAACAUUGUCAACCGGGUGUUCCAGUCCUUAGAUCUUAAUCCUCUUCUCAUCAACACGCUCAACAAUGUCACCUCAAUUCUGGAGCCCAUUGUGGGUGAGGUCGCUGGACUCUUGGGCUCCAUCACCCAGGGCGGCACCACUCUAUCGUUCUUGGUCGACAAUCUGGGCAACAUCGUCCAAGAGGUAGGCGGUGUGUCCAGCAUCGUGGGCAACUAUCUCCAAAACAUGACCGACACGGGAGUGAGUCAGACAUUAUCUGGUGGGCUUAUCGAAAAGACGUUCUCGUACUCACCAUUGAACGCUUUGGUGGACAUUGUCUUCAACGCCGCUGGUCAGGUAGUCCAAGCAACUGUGGCGACCACAGGUGCAGGAGCAACGGCCACGAGUAGUUCGAGUGCGGCGGCCUCCACAGCAUCGGCAUCCAGUGCAUCAACAACUGCAACUUGAGAUGAUCGAAUGUUGAAUUGGAGAUGGUUCCGGCCGGGAAUGAGUUCCAGGCGGUUGUUUGAUAAGCCAAUGCAUAUUGUUCUAUUCAGUGAUAUUGUGACACAAUUUGUCCCAGUUCAUCCAGUGUGCGUGCAGACCGUGCUCCUGAGCACUCACAAAGCACUGAGAAGACCAAAAACCCGUCGUCGUGAAAAACCUGUUAAUAGGACCAGCAUCAGCAUGCCCACAGAUUCCUGAAUGCUCACCACCUGCUGUUGUCCUUGAGAGUAUUUGUUCCUCAACAAUCCACUCCCAUUGAUCGUAGUCGAGUGAUCGUCUCUGCAACUUUGGAUUCUGAUGGAGUUGGUACGGGUACGCCCGGGUGUUCUGGAUCUGCUUA